AUGAAUUCAUAUCUGCUUAAUCGGGCUCUGGGGUCCAUCAGUCCGUCGACCUUCCAUGUCGCUCAGACUUCCCGGCUUAUCCAGCACCUCGAGCCGGCCCCGGGCAUUCGCUUCUCUUCGCGUAAAGACAUCCCAGCGGGAGAUCGAGCUAGGAAUGGCUCUCCUGCUGCGAUUACACAGCUUGGCCUAGAUGGUGAAAUAUUUGCACAUAAAGCGGGCGUAAAUGUGCUCGCGAUAGACCAAUAUGACGGCCGAUUCAUGGUCUCUGGAGGGGCAGACCCUUCAGUGCACUUGUGGGAUCUCGAGACACGAGGCUCAGAUCUGAACCACGUACAUCAUUCGGUUGCGUCUGUCAACAAAGCCUCCCAUGAAGAUGCCCACACCCGUGCCAUCACCUCCAUCUCAAUAUAUCCCUUCGAUCCCACUCCGUCUACGAUUCUGACAACCUCGUAUGAUGGCACUCUCAAGCUGUCAGUUCUAGCGCCAGGUGCCAUUACUCCGGUGCAUACUUUCAAUCUGGAUUGCACGCCAUAUACCCAUUCAUUAUCAUCCAAUCCAAAUUCCCCACUGCUCAUUGCAGUAGGCACCUCGGAGAAGCCCGUCCGAUUACUUGACCUCCGCUCUGGUUUAUCUACACAUGGCCUGCCUGGGCAUGAUUCUGCCGUUCUUUCCGUAUCGUGGGCACCUCACCAGCCACACAUCCUGGCCUCUGCAUCGGCAGAUAGCAGAGUGAUUCUCUUCGACAUCCGUCGUGGGGGGCACAAUUCAGCCAUAGCUGCCCUAGACAUGGAUGAUGCUGUCGGCCUUGACGCUCGGAUCCGUGUCUGGAAAUCCGACACUGGUGCAAACACCUUCGUACAUUUUGGCCCGAGGGUGCGGAACAGCGCGACCGCGCAUCUGGCCGAAAGGGCGCCGCUGAUAGUACCGAGAGGAAUGGUCAUGCCAGGCCAGGAAACCCUCUUGUGGCCGAAUUUCAAUGACCGAGACGAUCGGGGAGAAAUCUUCAUGUUUGACCUCCACGAGGGGACAUUCGUUAAGCUGCUCCGUGUUCCAGGCCUUAUGAUCGGCCGCCAGCAGUUCCAAGGGCGCACCAGUGCCCUGAGCGCUGCACGAAUCAACUCCCUCGCCUGGCGCGGCAACGGUGCCUCCGGCGAGGGCCUCGAGAUGUUUUCCGCUCAUGGCGACGGUACUAUUCGCACCUGGGUCUCACGAGAGCCCGAGGGAGAGCCCGAUGAAGCCGACGAGGCUGAACGAGCGGACCGCAAACGGAAACGCGAUGUUCUAGAUGAGAUCUACCGAGGAUUUAUAGGCUGA
This is a messenger RNA of Aspergillus sclerotioniger CBS 115572, 1314 nucleotides long. Its product is annotated as WD repeat protein. Gene Ontology annotation, biological process: protein polyubiquitination; proteasome-mediated ubiquitin-dependent protein catabolic process; transcription-coupled nucleotide-excision repair. Gene Ontology annotation, cellular component: Cul4A-RING E3 ubiquitin ligase complex; nucleotide-excision repair complex. The record is from RefSeq and is a predicted model, not a curated record. The transcript has 3 exons. Lineage: Eukaryota; Fungi; Ascomycota; Eurotiomycetes; Eurotiales; Aspergillaceae. The coding region runs from base 1 to 1314 and encodes 437 amino acids. Gene Ontology annotation, molecular function: protein binding.